Hyalella azteca is the source of this 1644-nucleotide messenger RNA. RefSeq lists its product as uncharacterized. Lineage: Eukaryota; Metazoa; Arthropoda; Malacostraca; Amphipoda; Hyalellidae. The record is from RefSeq and is a predicted model, not a curated record. The transcript is spliced from 4 exons. The coding region runs from base 24 to 638 and encodes 204 amino acids.
CAUGCCCUCGUCACGCGCCAGCCAUGUCGCACUCUGCGGGUGGUCACAUGGUGUGUAGUUACCUGCAGCUCAGCGGCUGCGAGAACUUCAAGGGCAUGGCGUUGACAAGCCCCGUGGAUGGGGUUGACCCUUUUGGUGUAGUCGACGAUUACUGCACCUCGCUGGACUCUACCCUUAAUUUCUCCAUACCCACCAUCGUCAUGGCUGCGGGGCUCGAUGAUGUGCCGGGGAGCAACUUGACAAGCACAACAUGCGCGCCGGCAGACAUGAGCAACAUGCGCUUCUACAGAGCACUCGAUCCCGACAGCCCCCGCUGGUUCCUCAAUGCCACCGAGUUUGGCCACUUCGACUACUGCAACCUUCUCUUCCAGGAAGCGGCUGCGGUAUCGCACUUCUGCGCCACCAACCGGGAGGCUGGCCUCCUUGAGUUCAGCAAGUACCGCAGCUUCGUGCCCGGCACCGCCGUCGCUUUCUUCUUCAGUCUCCUGGAGGAUGACUGCCAGACGUAUCUGCCGUACCUGCAAGACACGUCCGCAAUGCCUGUCGCGGUCGUGGGAGAAUACGUCAACCAGGAGGAGGCCACGGGCCGGUGUCCAAGGGGUUACUGCUCCAGAGUCCCAUCUGUGGAUCAGAACUAAGGACAUCAUCAUGCAAAUAAAGCAAUGAUUCUGAGGAAAAUGAGACAUCAGUCAUAAAUACGCAGCAAAGCAAGACAACAUCACGAAAGCAAUGAAUAAAAUUGAACAAUAUGAGGCACCAAUUAUACUUGAAAAUCCAAAAUAGAAGAGCAGAGUUUUCUAUAAUGCAUUCCUUCGCCUAUCUUUACUAUAUUUUCGUUAAAAUUAAAUCCACGCGUAAAGGAGUAACAGUCUGAAAUUCUGAAUAAUAAUAACAAUUAUGGAUUCAUGAACUGUGGCCAUUAAGAUAAAAAUAUGUAAUCCUUGUACUAAAACUUAACAUGAAGGGAAAUUUUGCAUGCCAAUGUUCCUGAAGCAUGCGACUUUAUUUUUGAGAUUUGCACGGCUUUUGUUUUAUCUCUACUGAUCAGUUUCCAAUGCACACCUCAAUCAGACUUGCUGUGGUGGAAAAAAAACGAAAAACCCCACACGUGCAGUGCAAUUUUCUUGAAUUAAAGCAAUAUAUGUCAGAUUUCAUUUUUAAUUACAUCGUUUCAUUUACAAUCUUCCGUUGUUAUUUUGUGACUGGAGGGCCUUGGAGCCACCCCACAAGCCACUCUGGUAAGUCUAGUUCGCGGACUAUAAAAACCUCGGUCCGAGCGGAUGAGCGCGCCACUAGCUUCGGAGGUGUCUCGUAGGUAAGACGUAAGAUUAACUGCUGUGUGCGAGGAUAUCGUUUGUAGUGCUAAGGCAUCUCGGUGCAGCAAUACAAUUGUGCUGUGAUCACUGGCUCACAGGUCAUGGGCUUAAACUCUAGACAAGUUAAAAGCGAAAAAAAAUUUUACACGUUGACUUUGAAGUGGUACAUAUGCGUACCACAGGUGUAUUUCUGCGAACGUAUAUAUAGAGGUCCAUAUAUGGCAAAUUUAAAUUAUUUCGACAGUUUUUUCUGAAUAAUUUUUUCCGCAAUAUUUUCGAUUUAUUAACAAAUGUUACACAUUAUUACCGUAAUAAUAAUAAUUAUUAU